Messenger RNA from Mesoplodon densirostris (Blainville's beaked whale), 1608 nucleotides. It is a transcript of the gene INSYN2B, whose product is annotated as inhibitory synaptic factor family member 2B. Gene Ontology annotation, biological process: inhibitory postsynaptic potential. Lineage: Eukaryota; Metazoa; Chordata; Mammalia; Artiodactyla; Ziphiidae. Gene Ontology annotation, cellular component: postsynaptic density. The coding region runs from base 1 to 1608 and encodes 535 amino acids. The transcript is spliced from 3 exons. The record is from RefSeq and is a predicted model, not a curated record.
AUGGCCCAGCAAAGUAUGAAAGUGAGGCCUGUGCUUCUGAAGCGUAACAGUCUAGAGUCAGUGGAGCUUGUGAAGCAACCUCACCACCGCAGGAGCAAAUCUCAGCAGGUACGAUUUAAGGAAGAUGGCGCCAGUAAGACUCCACCUGCCCCAUCUGAGGUUGACAUCCAAACUUCUGAGGACCCGGCUGUAAUGGGCAAGACUCAGGCCUCUGGGCACCAUCACCUCCCCACCUACUCACUCUCCUUCCCCAGGUCCCAGGAGGCAGGGGGCUUUCGGCACAUCGCCAUCCAAACCUCCCCCAGUCUCAGGAAGCAUUUCCCAGUUUUCAAAAGGAAGAGACUCACAGCUAGCAAGUCCCUGGUGGAAAUUCAGACAGCAUCCCAAAGUGCCAUCCAGGUGAAUGGCAAUCUCUCUGAACAGGACAUUGUGUCCUCUGACCUUGCCUACUUAAGGCUGUCUCGGCAUCUUGAAGAUGGGCCUCAAAGGGUCAAGGUGUCCCACCCAUUUCUCCCUAGAAUGUCCAAGGUGCAAAGCAAUGGGCCUGUGAGCAUAUGCUUGGAAGCAGGGACAUGGAGGGCCUCAGGGAAAGCAACAGCUGCUAUUCAGGUCCCAGAUGAUAUUUAUCACAGCCCUACCUGGGCAGGUAGAGAGUCCACUUUCAGCCCAGACAGGUCUGCUGAGAUUAACAACUCCAUACCCACUUUGGUUGACAUGUGUCCAGGUGAUGGGAGAAGAGUGCCACCAUCAGAUUCAGAAAGACCCCUCUCCUGCUUAAAUGCCACCAGCGGUGCCAACCACAUGCCCGGCACAGGGAAACUUAAACCUGAAAUGCUUUUGCCCAAAGAUAACUCUGAUGACAAAGACCUUGGCCCAUUGUCAUCUCAGUCAAAGGAAACAUGCGUUCCCUCCCAUCCACAGACUCACAGCUCCCCUUCGCCAGGCUCCCACAGCCAGCCAGCCCAGCCAGGGGGAGCUUCAGAUUGUGCUUCAUCGAGGAACAAUCACCAGGAUCUGCAGUCACUCAAAACUAACAGUGAGUCAAAAUCUGCCCCUGUGUGUCAAGAGCAGACGGCAAAGAACCCCUUCCAGUCACACAUCCCAGCGUUUCCAAACUGUCCAGAAAGCGAUCACCUCCCAUCCUCUCUUCCAAGGAGAGAGACCAAACAGCAGGGCACCACGGAGAUGGGUACGCUUAAUCCAAUUCACCUGGCACAGGGUGAGUUCUGCGACCUCCAGGGCAGGCUGCAAUCCGUGGAGGAAUCUCUGCACUCAAACCAAGAGAAAAUUAAAGUCCUUUUGAAUGUAAUUCAAGACUUGGAGAAGGCUCGAGCUCUCACAGAAGGGCGCAACUUUUAUCGAACUGGCCAAGAUCUCAACAACUGCAGUACCUGCCAGAACACAGCGUGCAUCAUAUACAGUGUAGAAUAUGACUUCCGGCAGCAGGAAGGCAGGUUCCAUGAGGUUCUACAGAGUCUGGAGGAAGCAGAGCCAGUUGAGGAGGCAUCUCCCCCACCAAAGUCCCCAGCAGAGCCCUCAGUCCCUGAGAAACAGGACUUAAGGCGGAAAACCAAGAAGGUGAAGAAGAAAUGCUUCUGGUGGAUCUGA